UACAGUAAACGGAAGUGAAAGGUGCUGCUAUCGGGUGUUCUGCUCUGAACGCAGCAUUUUAACGGCUACAAGUUAACUGUUCGCUCGUGACAGCAUCACACCGCAGCCAUGGUAGCCAUGGCCAAAAGGGUUAAAACCUUCCAGAUUACUUUUGCGGAUUCAGGCAAGUCUUUUUACUGCGGCGGGGAGAGGCUGUGUGGCCGCAUAGAGGUGGAGGUGAGCGAGGUGACCCGGGUGUCUGCCAUGAAGGUGCUGGCGCUGGGCUGCGCUAAGGUGGAGUACGCUAAGGGCAAGCAGCGGUGCCGCCAGGAGGCGGAGUACCUCCGCCAUGAGGAGCUGCUCCAGCUCACCGAGCAGCCUACAGACUCGGACGGAUCCGUUGUCUUACGACCUGGUAACAAAUACGAGUACAAGUUUGGAAUUGAUCUUCCUCAGCAAGGGCAGCUGGUGUCUUCAUACAAGGGGAAGUUCGGUUAUGUUCACUAUUAUGUGAAGGCCCUGAUGGAGAGGCCACAGCAGCCCACCCUGGAGUGCAAGAAGUGCUUCGAGGUGGAGGAACCUCUGGAUGUCAACACACCUGACCUGCUGUCCCCUGCAGGCGGCACUAAGGAGAAGAAGGUCACCAUCAUGUUCAUCCCUGACGGCCAGGUGUCGCUGAAUGCAAAAAUCGACCGGCGUGGAUUCUGCGAAGGCGAAGACAUCUGUAUCAAUGCAAAGUUUGAGAACACUUGCUCCCGGAUCGUGGUACCCAAGGCUGCCAUCAUUGCCAAACACAUCUACCAGGCCAACGGCCGCACCAAAGUCUUCCGACAGAAGCUGUCCGCCGUGCGUGGGAACCACAUCAUCUCAGGCAUGUGCGAUGCCUGGCAGGGAAAGACCAUCAGAGUGCCAAAGAUCAAACCAUCCAUUCUCGGCUGCAACAUCAUUCGUGUGGAGUAUGCGCUCAUGAUUUAUGUCCACAUUCCUGGUAGUGAGAAGCUGAUCCUGGAGCUGCCUCUGGUUAUCGGGACCGCUGGUCUCGGUAGCCGUAGCAGCAGCGUUAGUAGCCAAGAGGGUUCAUUCAGCAACGCGUCUCAGAGUUGGGUGUCCCUCAGGAUGUCCUCUCAGCCUCCCAGCUACUGUGACAUCACCAAAGACUGCCGCCUUGACCAGCCCCUCACGCCGCUGCUGGACGACGUCGACUGCGAUGACAGUCCCAUCUUCAUGACCUCGUCGGCCUUCCAGUUCCCGUCGCCUCCGGCAUAUUCCGAGGCGGAUGAGGAGUGCAACGGGAAUCCACGCAUGCUGCCUGUCUGCUGAAGCUCAUCUAUGGGAAUUCUAGAGCUUUAUUAAAGCUCUCAUGGACUCUUCUUGUAAGGCACU
Cyprinodon variegatus (sheepshead minnow) is the source of this 1362-nucleotide messenger RNA. It is a transcript of the gene txnipa, whose product is annotated as thioredoxin interacting protein. The record is from RefSeq and is a predicted model, not a curated record. Gene Ontology annotation, cellular component: cytoplasm. Gene Ontology annotation, biological process: protein transport. The coding region runs from base 109 to 1299 and encodes 396 amino acids. The transcript is spliced from 6 exons. Lineage: Eukaryota; Metazoa; Chordata; Actinopteri; Cyprinodontiformes; Cyprinodontidae. Gene Ontology annotation, molecular function: ubiquitin protein ligase binding.